GCGCGCGUGUUGGCACGUUUUCGGGGCUUUUUUUCCUCCAUGGCUCGACGGUCGAUCCAAUAUUCACAGCCACUACGCCGGGGCCAUUAAGUCGUCGAAAGUGCGGUGUGUGCCUUGCCAAAGAAAUACAGAAAGUUGAACACCCCGAACUGCAAUCUCUAUAUCAAGUAUACGCGGCGUUAUCUCGAUCCAAACGAUUGCCGUUGUCGGGUAAUUUAAUCCCAACCUCACGCGGCAAACAACAACAAAUAACAACGUUGUGCAAUUCAAGGUUUAAAUGUGAUUUAAAAUUGUGUCAACCAGUACUCGCAAUCACAGAUUGCGAACAUUAAAAAUGAUAGAUAUGAAAGCGGCCCCAGCAUCAGUGGACCAGUGCGAAAACCAACAACAGUCCGUGUUAAAUACGAUGUUAUGAUAAAGCGAAAAGCAAGCAGCAACCAGAAGCAAGCAACCAGCAACCUGCAACCAGCAACCUGCAACUAGCAACCAGAAACUAGCAACUCAGCGACCGCAGCAACACGAAUUUUCCGUAGAGAGGCCUUCCCUCUCAGCCUUCCAAAUGGCGGACAACAAAGAACCCAACCAGGUGGCGACCACGAGCACCACCACACCCGACCAGGUGGUGACCAGUCGUGCUCCACCAAGUGGCUUAACGCCCUUGAGGCACAGCCAGCUCUCCGAUAGUGGGGCAGAAAGUUGCAACGAAGGCGACGAGCAGGCGCGACUGAUACGCUCCUCGUCAUCUCGGGCCCACAAGUUCAUCAUCAUUCCGGCGACGCCGGGAACUCCGCCUGGAACUGGUGCAGGACCUGGUCCACUGCCCUUUCGACAGACCAGCUCCACCACCGCACUGGCAUCCAUGGCAGCGGCACUCCACAAGCAGCCGAUGCACCGCCAAAUUUCAGUGAAAUCAAGGCCAAACUCGGAGGUAUUGCAGCCAGGCCAGGUGCAGACCCAUCCACCCACAGCGGCAGAGUCCACCUCCACGGUGACCUUCACCAUCGACGAUUGCGAUGGGCCAGCUGCAGCUGCUCCAAUUCCCGCUCCUCUGCCCGUUCCCGCCAUCUCACCCACUCCCGCCACCUUGACCUGCACCACCACCACCACCAUGGCCGGGGACUCGAUGGCCGUCUCCCCACUCAGCAUGGAGCUGCGAUCUCGGAUGGGCAGCCACCACAGCAGCAUGCGGUCCGUGGUUUCAGGCUAUCUUCCGGGUUUGAGCGACAGCAGCGGCAAUCUGGUCGGCGGCAUAUCGAUGCCCCCUUCCGGAUUACAGGCCCCCAAUCCGCUCUAUAUGCAACCGCAGGCCUCGCUGAGCGGCAGUUCCUAUCAGUUUCACGAUCUGGCGGGCAACCAGAUCUACUCCGAUGUGACCUCCGUGCGCUCGCUGGCCUCCAUUGGAAUCGGAUCGACGGAUGGACGUAAGCUGGUCAUCCGCCGGGUUCCCACCACCGCCAAUGAGCUCUUCGACAUGGUCAACCCGCAGACGCCACCGCCCUUGGGCAUCGAUGACGAUGAUAGCUACCUGGACAUGUCCGACGAGACUGCCCACCUGAAGCCUCGCCAGCAGCACUGGGCCAACAAGAUGCAGUUCGUCCUGGCCUGCAUAGGAUACUCGGUGGGUCUGGGAAAUGUGUGGCGGUUCCCCUACAUGUGCUACAAAAGUGGCGGUGGUGUUUUUUUAGUACCUUAUUGCAUAAUACUGUUCAUAUGCAGCAUUCCGCUGCUCUUCAUGGAACUAUCUGUGGGCCAAUACACUGGUCGAGGACCCAUCGGAGCAUUGGGUCAACUGUGUCCCUUGUUCAAAGGAGCCGGACUCGCCAGCGUGGUCGUCUCCUUCCUCAUGUCCACCUACUACAGUGUUAUUAUAGGCUACUCUAUAUACUAUUUCUUCACCUCGUUCAAAACGGAGAUGCCCUGGAUUGACUGCAACAACAGAUGGAACACACCAGACUGCUGGGUGCCGCAGCGCAAGGGGAUAAAUGCCAGUGCUCCGGAUACUUCACGAACUCCCUCCGAGGAAUUCUUUGAAAAUAAGGUGCUCCAGAUAAGUGGUGGGCUGGAGUAUCCUGGUAUGAUGCGCUGGGAGCUGUUUGCCUGCCUCAUCUGCGCCUGGCUGAUGGUCUACUUCGCCACGUGGAAGUCGAUCAAGUCAUCGGCGAAGGUGCGAUACUUCACGGCCACCUUUCCGUUCGUUCUGAUCAUCAUUCUGAUGGCGAGGGCGGUUACCUUGGACGGAGCGGCGGAGGGACUGCGCUUCUUCUUCCGACCAAGGUGGUCAGAGCUUAAGAACGCCAAUGUGUGGAUCAAUGCCGCCUCGCAGAACUUCAACUCGCUGGGCAUCACCUUCGGAUCCAUGAUCUCCUUUGCCAGCUACAACAAGUACAACAAUAACAUUCUGCGGGACACGGUGGCAGUGAGUGCGGUGAAUAUGAUAACCAGUCUGCUGGUUGGAAUCUUCGCCUUCUCCACACUGGGAAAUCUGGCCCUGGAGCAGAACACCAAUGUGCGCGACGUCAUCGGUGACGGACCGGGCAUGAUCUUUGUGGUUUACCCACAGGCGAUGGCCAAGAUGCCAUAUGCCCAGCUCUGGGCGGUCAUGUUCUUCUUCAUGCUCCUCUGCCUCGGCCUGAACUCCCAGUUUGCCAUCGUGGAGGUGGUGGUGACUUCUAUACAGGAUGGGUUCCCGCGGUGGAUCAAGCGUCAUCUGGGAUAUCAUGAAAUCGUUGUGCUGUUCGUGUGCGUCAUCUCGUGUCUGUUCGGAAUGCCCAACAUCAUCCAGGGUGGGAUCUACUACUUCCAGCUGAUGGACCACUAUGCUGCCUCCGUGACGAUAAUGUUCCUGGCCUUCUGCCAAAUGAUCGCCAUCGCCUGGUUUUACGGCACGGGAAGACUGUCGAAGAACGUCAAACAGAUGACCGGCAAGGCGCCUUCUUUUUAUCUCAAGUCCUGCUGGCUUGUCCUGGGACCCUGUCUUCUCUUUGCCAUUUGGGUACUGAGUCUGAUCAACUACCAUGAACCCACCUACCACAAUGGACGCUACACCUAUCCGGACUGGGCCUAUGGAAUAGGCUGGAUGUUCGCCUCCUUCUCGCUCAUCUGCAUACCUGGCUAUGCAGUAAUUAACUUCCUGCGAUCCAGUGGAGAUACCUUUUGGGAACGCAUUCGAAACACGCUUAGGCCAAACAUCUACGAGUGUAAGAUCUGUGGCGAGCACCACUGCGAACACGACUUUCCGGAGCAGGAGCAGUUCAUGUUGGCCCAGGAGCUGGCCACCGUUUACAAGCCCACCAACCACCACCUGCUCCAUCUCGGCCAGAAGUCGGGCUACAAUGCCAUGCAUGCUUCGUCCUCUGCGGAUUAUUCCAAGUCCCAUAUGGAGGCAGGUGGGCCAAGUGGUCAGUAGUGGUCAAACUUGCUCCAACGAUAGCCAUUUCUAAGUAUUUUUAACGAAUCACCUUUGUAAGUUAUCAGCAGAAAUUAAAGUAUUUAAAUAAAUUGUAGAACGAGUAUA
Messenger RNA from Drosophila ficusphila, 3514 nucleotides. RefSeq names its product sodium- and chloride-dependent GABA transporter ine (gene ine). The record is from RefSeq and is a predicted model, not a curated record. The transcript is spliced from 10 exons. Gene Ontology annotation, cellular component: membrane. Gene Ontology annotation, molecular function: neurotransmitter:sodium symporter activity; osmosensor activity. Bases 560 to 3406 code for a protein of 948 amino acids. Gene Ontology annotation, biological process: sodium ion transmembrane transport; neurotransmitter transport; glial cell growth. Lineage: Eukaryota; Metazoa; Arthropoda; Insecta; Diptera; Drosophilidae.